Pipistrellus kuhlii (Kuhl's pipistrelle) is the source of this 2789-nucleotide messenger RNA. It is a transcript of the gene NOP2, whose product is annotated as NOP2 nucleolar protein. The record is from RefSeq and is a predicted model, not a curated record. Gene Ontology annotation, molecular function: rRNA (cytosine-C5-)-methyltransferase activity; RNA binding. Lineage: Eukaryota; Metazoa; Chordata; Mammalia; Chiroptera; Vespertilionidae. Gene Ontology annotation, cellular component: nucleolus. The transcript has 15 exons. Bases 158 to 2668 code for a protein of 836 amino acids. Gene Ontology annotation, biological process: maturation of LSU-rRNA; rRNA base methylation.
GCGACCGGAAGGGGCGGGGCCACCCGGCGUGCGCGCUUCGUGCGUCGGCGUAAAACUUCCUGGGAGAGUGGCGUCAGAACGGUAGCCUCCGACUGCACGUGGGCAGCUGUCCCUGUUGCUGAAGGCGCGUCUCGGGCCUGGACCCGCUUUCAGUGUCAUGGGGCGCAAAUUGGACCCUACCAAGAAGGAGAAGCGCGGGCCCGGCCGAAAGGCCCGGAAACAGAAGGGCGCCGAGACCGAGCUCGCCAGGUUCUUGCCUGCAGCUGGUGACGAAAAUUCCAAAAGGCUGUCUAGCCGUGCUCGAAAGAGGGCAGCCAAGAGGAGGUUGGGCUCUGCUGAAACUCCUGAAGUGAAUAAGCGCCCUGGGGUCAAACCAUUGCCUGGAAAGCUACUAAAAGGGAUCUCUGCAGGAGCUCUCCAGACACCUGGGAAGAAGGGAGCCCAGCCCUUAUUUAACAAUGCUAAGGGCAAGAAGCGCCCAGCACCAGCCCAUAGCAGUGAUGAGGAAGAGGAGGAGGAAGACUCUGAAGAGGAUGGUGUGGUACGCCAGGGGGACCUCUGGGGCUCUGAGGACAGUGAUGCUGAUAUGAGAGAUGACUAUGGGACAGACUCCAACUCAGAGGACGAAGAUGAGGAGGAGUUGCUGCCCAUUGAAAGGGCUGCUCGGAAGCAGAAGGCCCAGGAAGCUUUUGCUGGGGGAGAGUGGAGUGAGGAGGAAACUGAUGAAGAGGAGGAAGUGUCCCCUGAGUCAGGGCCCCAAGAGGAAAAAGAGACAGAUGGGGGCCUGCAGAUCAACCUGGAUGAAGAGGAGCCUUUUAUGCUGCCCCCUGCUGGGGAUGUGGAGCAGGGUGCCCAGGCUCCAGACUUGCAACGAAUUCAUAAGCGCAUCCAAGACAUAGUGGGAGUGCUGCGUGAUUUUGGGACUCUGCGGGAGGAAGGUCGGUCUCGAGCUGAAUAUCUGCACCGGCUUCAGCGGGAUCUGGCCACUUACUACUCCUAUGGAGACUUUCUGCUUGGCAAGCUUAUGGACCUCUUCCCUCUGUCUGAGCUGGUGGAGUUCUUAGAAGCUAAUGAGGUGCCUCGGCCCAUCACCCUCAGGACCAACACCUUGAAAACCCGGCGCCGAGACCUUGCUCAGGCGCUAAUCAAUCGUGGGGUUAACCUGGAUCCCCUGGGCAAGUGGUCAAAGACGGGACUAGUAGUAUAUGACUCCUCAGUGCCCAUUGGUGAGUGUUCCCUGACCAGUAGCCCUCUGCCUCUGCCCUUCUCCCAACAUGUCACAAACAGGUCCUCCUCUGCAGGUGCUACUCCCGAGUACCUGGCUGGGCACUACAUGCUUCAGGGAGCCUCCAGCAUGUUACCUGUCAUGGCCUUGGCACCCCAGGAGCAUGAGCGGAUCCUGGACAUGUGUUGUGCCCCUGGAGGAAAGACCAGCUACAUAGCCCAGCUGAUGAAGAACACAGGUGUGAUCCUUGCCAACGAUGCCAAUGCUGAGCGGCUCAAGAGUGUUGUGGGUAACCUGCACCGCUUGGGAGUCACCAACACCAUUAUCAGCCACUAUGAUGGGCGCCAGUUCCCCAAGGUGGUGGGGGGCUUUGACCGGGUACUGCUGGACGCUCCCUGCAGUGGCACUGGGGUCAUCUCCAAGGACCCAGCUGUGAAGACCAACAAGGACGAGAAGGACGUCCUGCGCUGUGCUCACCUUCAGAAGGAGUUGCUCCUGAGUGCUAUCGACUCUGUCAAUGCCACCUCCAAGACAGGAGGCUACCUCGUCUACUGCACCUGCUCCAUCAUGGUGGAGGAGAACGAGUGGGUGGUAGACUAUGCCCUGAAAAAGAGGAAUGUGCGGCUGGUGCCCACGGGUCUAGACUUUGGCCAGGAGGGCUUCACCCGCUUUCGAGAAAGACGCUUCCACCCCUCCUUGCGUUCCACCCGCCGCUUCUACCCCCACACCCACAAUAUGGAUGGUUUCUUUAUUGCCAAGUUCAAGAAGUUCUCCAAUUCUAUUCCCCAGACCCAAACAGACCCAGGAAAUUCUGCAACAUCCACCCCUACAAACCCAGAUGUACCUGAGCCGAAAGGUCAGGUGACCCCCAAGCCUGAGAGCAGCAGCAAGCCUGCCAAGAAGGCCAAAGGGGCUGAGAAAGCAGAGCGGCAGUUGCAGAAACGGCAACAUCCCAAGAAGACCUCCUUCCGGAAGCAGAAUGGUGUCCCCAAAGGGGCAGACUCUGAAUUGUCCACUGGACCUUCUGUCCCAAAGGUCCAAGCCUCCUCCAAGCUCCAGGGUAACGGGCAGCCAGCUGAAAAGGCCGUAGUGAUCGGAAAACCCAAGGUGACUGGGAAACUAAAGCAACAGGCCCCUAAACUGCAGUCUUCCAAGAAAGUUGCCUUCCGAAGGCAGAAUGCUUCUCCCAAGGGCAUGGAGACAGAGCUGCCCUCUGGGCUGAACCUUCCCAAGACUCUGGCCACUUGGAAGCCUGAGAACUGUGUUCAGCCCCAAGGGGCUGAGAAAGCAAAGCAGCAGGUACCGCAAAAGCCUUCCAAGAAAGCUGCCUUCCAGAAACAGAAUGGCACCCCCAAGGAACCCCAGACUCCUACCUUGUCCUCCCUUAGUGCCAGCCGGCCCCCACCAGCAAAGAGGAGAAAAUCUCAGCCACUGCUGUCUUAGAUGGAUGAGUGAAACUAGACUGGGGGUGCUCCUUGGUGUUGUCUCUGGGUUGGAACUCUUACCUCUGUGAGGAUGGCUUUCCCACUGUGCAUAUGAAAUUUAAUAUACAUUUUACAAUCUC